Messenger RNA from Scomber japonicus (chub mackerel), 1323 nucleotides. RefSeq names its product SEC22 homolog C, vesicle trafficking protein (gene sec22c). The transcript is spliced from 7 exons. Gene Ontology annotation, biological process: endoplasmic reticulum to Golgi vesicle-mediated transport. The record is from RefSeq and is a predicted model, not a curated record. Bases 147 to 1058 code for a protein of 303 amino acids. NCBI's taxonomy places the organism in Eukaryota, Metazoa, Chordata, Actinopteri, Scombriformes, Scombridae.
GUUACACUCGUAAGGCACAUGUUGAAGCUGGAGCUUGUAUUUCUCUGAUAUGAUGUUGUAGUCAGCUAACAUACAGUCUCUUAGCUAAGGUGCAGCAUGAAACCCAUGAUAAUGAGGCAGUGUGUUCUUCAUGGACCCAGUGGAUCAUGUCUCUGAUCCUGUUUGCCUUUGUGGUUCGGGUCAGGGAUGGACUCCCCCUGUCAGCCUCCACAGACUUUGAACACAAUCGAGAACUCCAGGAGAGGAAGCAACAGCUCAGGACUAUCAGCAAGGCGCUGGCCUUCUUCCCUGACAGAGGGACAGUCAAGGGCCAGAAGCUCAACAUAUACUUCGUCUCUUCAGAGGGUGUAUCCUACAUGACUGUGUGCCACUGCAGCCUCCCUGUUGCUAAGGCCUUCUGCUUCCUGGAAGAUUUGCGUUGGGAGUUCACCGCGUGCUACAAAAGCACUGUUGUUGCCUUGGCAGCCAGGCCAUAUCCAUUUUUGGAAUUUGACAGCAACAUUCAGAAGCUCAAGCAGCAAUACAACCAGAGUGGCGGUCCUGCCUUAGAGAUCACAUUGGCAGAGGUCCAGCAGGAUCUGCAGAUCCACCCACCACAAGUUCUUACCUUGGAGGAUGUGGAGCUAACCAAUGGCACCGCAAAUGGGCAUAUGGAACAAGUUCCUGGAUCUGGUCAGAAUAUAAGACUUGAACCAGUGACAGCACCAGGCAUCCUCUCUCUUGUUCUCAAUAUCAUGUGUGCAUCUUUGAACAUCAUCCGUGGCGUGCACCUCAUAGAGUACACAUUCCAGGAUGAUUAUGAAGGAAUAUGGAACGUUGUUGCAUUUCUUCUGGCAUUUGUCUGCUGUGUUUUUCAGUGCCACCUGUACCUGUUCCAUUCAUCUCUAAAGAAACCCAAGUCCUUCACUCUGUUGAGUGUGAUCGUCCUAUGCAACCUCUACUUGCUUGGCAUGAGAAAUGUGUGGCAGCUGAUCUUCCACAUUUCUGUUGCCUCCCUCUCCACCUUCCUCAUCCUCACCCGCAAACUCCAAGACAGAACCAAUGACUGUGGGGUCUGAGGGGCACACUUGGACACUUGUGUUGCACCUCUCCCACCUCUUUGUGACUCUAAUUUUGAGUACAGGUAAGAACAACAAGGAAGAAAAUGUAGUCAACAUAAGUUAUAAAGGAGUCGUGGAUUUUUAACAAAGAUUUUUUUUAACGUCAUCAUGGACAAAAUUCGGUAUUUUCUUGUAUGCAGUACUUGCACUUUGUGUACAUUGUUUCAAAGACUGUAUAGAGUUUACAGUGAAAUGCCGUUAUUUUCAAAUCUUCAAAAUGAUC